AUGGAGCUGUGGCAGGUGCCGCUGCUCUUCUCGCGCCUGCCCAUGUUCCCCUUCUUCGACCUGGCGCACUAUGUGGUCUCCGUCAUGGCGCUGAAGGAGCAGCGGGGAGCUGUGGAAGUGUCAGUCCGAAGUCCGGUUGCCUGCUGGUUUAGUGCUAUGCUGUAUUGCUUUGGUGGUUCAGUUUUGUCUUCAUUGAUGCUUGCAGAACCUCCAGUAGCAUUUCUGGCAAAGGGCACAAAUAUUCUACUGGCAUCUUCAGUCUGGUAUCUUGUGUUUUACUGCCCACAAGACAUAUUCUACCGGUGCUUUGCCUUUCUGCCUCUGCGGCUUCUGGUUGCAGGAAUGAAAGAAGUGACUAGGACUUGGAAGAUAACAGCUGGCAUUGCACAUGCAGACAGUCGCUUCAAAGAUGCCUGGCUUGUCAUGGUAGCUGUGGGCUGGGCUAGAGGAGCUGGUGGUGGCCUAAUUUCCAACUUUGAGCAGCUGGUGAGAGGAGUGUGGAAACCUGAAACCAAUGAACUACUGAAGAUGUCCUACCCUGUGAAGGUAACUUUGAUAGGAGCAGUUCUUUUCACCCUGCAACACAGCCAGUGCUUGCCAAUAGCAAGACACAACCUCGUGUUUUUAUACACCAUCUUUCUUGUCGUCUCCAAGGUAACAAUGAUGUUGACAAGAUCUGCAGCUUCUCCGUUUGCUCCCUUUGAGGCUGCGUUAGGCCAUAUGUUCUUUGGCUUGCAAAAGACACCAUCCAAAGUGAAGGGUGAAGGUGCCACAUCUUCCAAUGGCUCAUCAGUCUGUGACCGGUCUUCUUCUGAACAGCACCAUGAUGGUGUUAAGAAAAGACAGGCAAAGAAAACAGAUUAAGUGGCUUAAAAUCCUUGAUGGUCGUAACCUUUGAAGAUGUUUGUAUUUCAGAUUAGGCUGGCUGAAAAAUUUGUUUAAAGAAAUGCAUGUGAGGAGAGAAAAGGGCUGUAUACUACUGUGUUGUUUGCCUUCAGAAUGUGUUUUGUAAGCUACUGUUCAGGUGUCUAAAUGCACAUGUUGGAUUUCUAAGUUAACCACUAUAAAAAUUUGUAGUUUUUAUAAGUUUACUAAAUUUUGUAUUUAUGAUAACUUUAAAUGCUUACAUGCUAAAAAGAGUUUCAAAAUGUGACAAUCAGCUGUGUUAUUUUUUUCUGCUAUAUUACUUGUUUCACCUCUUCCCCUCCCCGCCAAUUCUUAUGUUUCAUUUGGAUAGCAUGGAUUUGCACUGCCAAGUGUUCACAAUAGCAUGUCCCAAAUAAGAAAGUCAUCGUCUAAGUAAGGCUUAAUCACAUUGCAGUGUAAAACCAUGAAAAUGUACUGAACUAAUGCCUUUUACUAGAAAAAUAACUGAAUUACUGUUGUAAUUCACAUUGCA
Molecule: messenger RNA, 1399 nt
Organism: Gymnogyps californianus (California condor)
Lineage: Eukaryota; Metazoa; Chordata; Aves; Accipitriformes; Cathartidae
Gene: TMEM38B
Product: transmembrane protein 38B
Exons: 6
Coding region: 1-864 (287 amino acids)
Biological process (GO): potassium ion transmembrane transport
Cellular component (GO): membrane
Molecular function (GO): potassium channel activity; identical protein binding
Source: RefSeq, a predicted model, not a curated record